Messenger RNA from Sporisorium graminicola, 726 nucleotides. RefSeq lists its product as uncharacterized. Gene Ontology annotation, biological process: aerobic respiration; riboflavin biosynthetic process. Lineage: Eukaryota; Fungi; Basidiomycota; Ustilaginomycetes; Ustilaginales; Ustilaginaceae. Gene Ontology annotation, molecular function: 3,4-dihydroxy-2-butanone-4-phosphate synthase activity. The record is from RefSeq and is a predicted model, not a curated record. Gene Ontology annotation, cellular component: mitochondrial intermembrane space; cytosol. The transcript has a single exon. The coding region runs from base 1 to 726 and encodes 241 amino acids.
AUGUUCGACUCGAUAGAAGACACAGUGGCCGACAUCAAGGCGGGCAAAUUCGUCGUAGUCCUCGAUGAUGAGGAUCGGGAAAACGAAGGCGAUUUGAUCAUCGCUGCUUCGCUCUGCACGACCAAGCAGAUGGCCUGGUUCAUCCAGCACUCGUCCGGGUUCAUCUGCAUCUCGCUCACACCGGAACGCAUCGCGCAGCUGGAAAUCCCGAUGAUGGUGCCCAACAACACUGAGAAGAAUAAGACUGCCUACACGGUUACGGUGGACUACAAGCACGGCAUCACUACGGGCAUCUCUGCGUCCGACCGUGCGCUCACGUCCCGUCAACUGGCCGAUGAGAAGCUCGCUGCGACAGCGGGUGAUUUCACACGGCCUGGCCACAUGAACCCGUUGCGCUACACCGAGGGCGGCGUGCGAGUCAGGAGGGGCCAUACAGAGGCGAGUGUCGACCUGUGCAAGCUGGCCGGGUUGCCACCCGCGGGGCUGCUGUGUGAGCUCGUGGAUCCGGAUGACGAGGAAGGUGGCAUCGCGAGCAGGGACGCCUGCUUGAAGUUUGCUAAGCAAUGGGGGUUGAAGGUCACGACCAUCGAAUUGCUGAAGAAGUACAGGGAGGAGAAGGAGGGGGAACUGGAGGAAGAGACGAGACAGAAGUUGGUAGAUGACAAGACGAGAGGAGUGAGCAUCAGCGAGCAGAAAGUGGUGCCUCCUGCUGCGACUACGGUGUGA